UAUUCUGGUCAUAUUUUUUUUCCAAACACAUUUUACCAAUUCCAAACCACAUCAGGGGCCGGUUGCAUAAAGGGGUUAGACCAGUCUUAAAAAGUGAAAGUUGUGUUUACUAAAUAAAAAGACAGCAAUCAUGUCUUUCAGAGAUCUGAGAAAUUUUACAGAGAUGAUGCGAGCGCUCGGGUACCCUCGUCUCAUUUCCAUGGAGAAUUUUAGAUCUCCAAACUUCCCUUUAGUAGCUGAAAUCCUCAUCUGGCUUGUUAAGAGAUAUGAACCUCAGAUGGAAAUUCCCAGUGAUGUUGAGACCGAGUCCGACAGAGUGUUUUUCAUCAAAGCAGUGGCUCAGUUUAUGGCGACUAAAGCUCAUGUGAAGCUGAAUCUCAAGCGUCUGUAUCAGGCAGAUGGUUACGCUGUGAAAGAGAUGCUGAAAAUCACCAGCAUCCUCUAUAAUGCCAUGAAAACCAAAGAGAACACUGACGGGGAGCAGAACAAUGAUGAAAACAGCAAGUUCAAGUUUGAUCUGGGGUCAAAGAUAGCUGAUUUAAAGGUGGCACGUCAGCUGGGAUCUGAAAUUACAGCAAAGGGAGCAGCUCUGUUUGACCUGCUGGGGCACGAAGAGGACCUGAGAGAGAGCAGGACGGCUGCGAUAGCCCGACCGCUGGAGAUCACUGAGACAGAGAGAGCUCUGAGAGCCGCUGUCAAAGACGUUACGGAGAGCAUCCAAAUGACAAAGGAUCUGCUCAAUAACGUAUCAUCAGAUGAGGCCAGUCUGGAGGCCAAAAUCGAGAAGAAGAAACAGGACCUGGAGAGAAACCAGAAACGCUUACAAACUCUACAGAGUGUGCGUCCAGCGUUUAUGGAUGAAUACGAGAAGAUCGAGGAGGACUUACAGAAACAGUACCAGACGUAUGUGGAGAAAUUCCGCAACUUGAGCUUCCUGGAGCAGCAGCUAGAUGACUAUCACAGAGCCGAGCAGGAGCGUUUCGAGGAAGCGGAGAUGGCAAUGAAAAUGAGACAAAACAAAUUAAAAGAGGAGGAGAAGAGACUCAUGAGGAGUGGAGCAAGAGAUGACGACUCGGAUGUGGACAUACCAGAGGAUGAAGGAUCUGAUAGCGACAUAGACGACGGACAGCAGCCCAGACCACACCACGCACGACACGCACAGAUAUCAGGUCGAGGUGGUGCUCGAUUCAUCGGCAGUAUGAGGGGAGGAGAAAGUGAAGAGCCCAGAGUAAAGGAACGAAUCCAUGUAUCCGGCAGCAGCCGGAAGAAAAAGAGAAGAAAGUCAGAGGAUAGUGAGAUCGACGUAGACGAUGAUGAUGAAGAUGGCGAGGAAGAUGAAGAUGAGGAGGAAGAGGGAAACGAGGAUCUGGAUGAAGACAAUGACAGUCUGGAGGGUUCCUCGGUCAAACCCGGACGCACAAAGCGAUCGCUGCACCCACAAAUCCUCGAGGAGAGCGAUAACGAUUUUUAACAUGCAACAAGCCUCCAUUUAAAGGUAUAGGUCACCCAAAAAUAAAAAUAUGCUGAAAAUGUACUCACUCUCAGGCCAUCCAAGAUACAAAUGAGUUUGUUUCUCCAUCAGAUUUGGAAAAAUGUAGCUUUGCUUCACUUGCUCACCAGUGGAUCAUCUGGAGUUGAAUGGGUGCCGUCAGAAUAAGAGUCCAAACAGCUGAUAAAAACAUCACAAUAAUCCACAAGUAAUCCACACCACUCCAGUCCAUCAGUUAACAUCUGGAGAAGAGGAAAGCUGCAUGUUUCCAAGAAACAAAUCCAUCAUUAAGACGUUUUUAACUUCAAACUGUUGUUUCCUGCUAAAAAGUCAUCUUGUCUGAAUCAGGUGUGAAAUAUGUACAGAUAGCACCGUUUACAAGCAAAAACAGUUCUAAAUAAUUAUUUUUGUGUAUUUUGAUGUUUGAGGACAACAGAGGAUGGACUUUUCUGGUAUUUUCUGGUAUGACUGGUAUUUUAGCCUGAAGUGAUGACUUGAAAUUAAAAACAUGUUAAUGACAUAUUUAUUUCUUAUAAACAUGCAGCUUCUCGCUUUAAAAGAUGUUAAUUGGUGUACUGGAGUGGUGUGGAUUACUUGUGGAUUAUUGUGAUGUUUUAAUCAGCUGUUUGGACUCUCAUUCUGACGGCACCCAUUCACUGCAGAGGAAUCAGUGGUGAGUGAUGUAAUGCUACAAUUCUCCAAAACUGUUCUGAUGAAGAAACACACUAAUUUACAUCUUGGAUGACCUAAGAGUGAGAACAUUUAUCAAAGCUUCAAUUUUGGGUGAAUUAUUGCUUUAAAUAACCAUGCAUUUGCAUACAAAAAAAGGUUAAUACACUUCAAGUCUUAUUUAAACAGAAUGUGACAAUUCACAU
Labeo rohita (rohu) is the source of this 2364-nucleotide messenger RNA. RefSeq names its product clusterin associated protein 1 (gene ift38). Gene Ontology annotation, cellular component: intraciliary transport particle B; cilium; centrosome. The coding region runs from base 131 to 1471 and encodes 446 amino acids. The transcript has 13 exons. The record is from RefSeq and is a predicted model, not a curated record. Gene Ontology annotation, biological process: cilium assembly. NCBI's taxonomy places the organism in Eukaryota, Metazoa, Chordata, Actinopteri, Cypriniformes, Cyprinidae.